Nilaparvata lugens (brown planthopper) is the source of this 914-nucleotide messenger RNA. Its product is annotated as fibrillin-2-like. Lineage: Eukaryota; Metazoa; Arthropoda; Insecta; Hemiptera; Delphacidae. Gene Ontology annotation, molecular function: calcium ion binding. The record is from RefSeq and is a predicted model, not a curated record. The transcript has 7 exons. Bases 20 to 793 code for a protein of 257 amino acids.
ACUGUCGUGACAUUAACGAAUGCCUCACCACAAUGGCGGAUGUGACCAGAACGCUCAGUGCAUCAAUACUGAUGGCUCGUUCAAGUGCGUGUGUGACGGUGGCUUUAAGGGCGAUGGCUACUCGUGCCAGGAUGUUGACGAGUGCUUGGAGGACGGAGGCUUGUGCGAGAACGGACACUGCCUCAACUACGCGGGCUCGUUCCGCUGUGAGUGCGAAAUGGGAUUCAUGCACCCCGACGACCACAGCGAGACCUCGUGUGUUGAUAUAAAUGAAUGUCAGAUGUUCAACAACCUAUGUGUAUUUGGACGCUGUGAGAAUGUGUUUGGAAUGUUUCGAUGCGAAUGCAACGAGGGAUAUCAACUGGACAAUUCUGGAGCGGUGGCCGGGCUAGCGAUCGAGUGGGACACCAGCAAAAACAUGGUGUCCAAUCUGGCCUGCCUAGAAUUGUACCGAUAUAACGAGUGUGAGAGCCCACAGGCAUGUCUCUAUGGUAAAUGCAUCAACACUCAAGGAAAGUUCAUCUGUGAAUGCCCACCCAACUACCAACUUGUCCCCGCUGGCAAUGCUUGUAUUGACAAACGCGAGUCGCAGUGCUACUUGAGCGUGGAGCAGAUCGAAGGCCGGAGCCGAUGCUCGAUGGAGACGGGCAGUCCGAUGUCCAAGUCGGCUGCUGUUGCAGCGUCGGCAAAGCGUGGGGCAGCUACUGCGAGGCCUGUCCACCCCCACACUCCGACCAGUACCGCACCCUCUGCCCCAGCGGACCCGGCUACAAACCCAACACCGUCACCCUAGUGGAGGGAGACAUAAACGAAUGCGAGGAGCAUGACAGCAUGUGCCAGAAUGGACAUUGCACCAAUACAUUGGAAGUUUCAUGUGCUCAUGUAAUGAUGGUUUCAGGCUGGAUAGCACCAAU